AUGGCCGGAAGAUGUGGAAGAAAUGAUGAUGCUAUCGCUAAGGCUUUGGGUAUGAUUGCUGGUGUGGAUGAUGGAUGGCGUUGUCCGUCUCCAAGCAGGGGUAUCAAAUCAUUUUACCUUGUCAGUCUCCAAGUAGAGGUAUCAAAGAAUUUAACCUUACUAGUCUCUAAGAAAAGCUAUAUCAAAUCAUUUCACCUUGUCAAUUUCCAAGAAAAGCUUCAGCAUCGGUUAUGGUUAUGUAAUGAAGAGUGGAAUGAAGAGUUUGUAACUCCUACAUGGUUUGGUUAUUUAUGGUAUUGGUUGGCUACACUUUUCUACAGUAUCAUACCAGUGUUCAAUAUGGCAAGACCAUUAGCAAAAAUAUGUGACAUCAAUGACAGCAAAGAAUUUUGGAAAGUUUCUGUUCGUGUGCACCACAAAUGGACAGUUGUUUCGAACAAGAGGGAGCAUUUUGAGAUGAUUUUUGUUGAUGUAUCGGGUGGUGACAUACAUGUUGUUGUUCCUGCACCGCAUGUAUCUCUUUUUUCUGAAAAAAUGGUCUUGGAUCAUAGUUACACUGUUUCCAAUUUUAAGGUUCAGGCUAAUGUUGCGGCUUUCAGACCUUCGUCUCAUAAGUUUAUGUUGAAUUUUACUGCUGGCACUACGGUUACGGAUGAUAACAACGCUGAAAUACCUCCAAAGCCGUUGGUGUUUACUAAAUUUACUGAUAUAAUAAACGGCAACUUUAACAAGGAUGUGCUAAUAGAUGUCAUUGGUAUGGUGGAAAGUAUUGGGUAUUCACAGACCACAUCAGGUGCCCAGAAGCAGCAGAUUAACAUGAUGCUGCGUGACGGGGGUGAGAAUACUAUCAAUUGCACGCUUUGGGAAUCCUAUGCUGAACAAUUCAUGAAGUUCAAGCAGGAGCGCGGAGAUGAUUCUGGUCCUAUUUUUGUCAUGAUUCAAUAUGCUAAAGUCAAGGAACAGGGUAAGUUUCCACUGUCCGUGACAAACACGUUUAAUGUUACCGUCCUUGGUCUGAAUACUGAUUUACUGCCGAUGAAAGAGUUUAUAGAAAGUUUUCCGAAGGAUUCCAUGAUUACGUUGUCUGGCCAGGAGGGUUCCAAUUCACAGCUUUCAGCACAGAACUCUGAAAAUCAACAGAUGACUCCUGUACAGAAAUUGCUUUCAAAGGCUGUUGUAAUGCCUAUUGGGGAUAUUAUAAAACUCAGAACUAUUACAUUUUGUGCGACUGUGGGAGAAACUAAAAUGCUGGUUGCCUCUCCGUAUGGCUGGUAUUAUCGUGGUUGUCAUGCUUGCUCAUGUAUUACGCGUGGUGACAAAGCUCUGUUUGAGUGUGAGGCUGGACAUUUCACUGAGGCAGAGAUUUUUAGGUACUGA
Molecule: messenger RNA, 1377 nt
Organism: Vicia villosa (hairy vetch)
Lineage: Eukaryota; Viridiplantae; Streptophyta; Magnoliopsida; Fabales; Fabaceae
Exons: 9
Coding region: 1-1377 (458 amino acids)
Source: RefSeq, a predicted model, not a curated record